AUGUCGAUAAACACAUCAGGAUCCGGCAACUGGCCAGACCCACCCGAACAGUCAAGCAGCCGCGCCGCAGAGCAGUCCAACAACGACGAUGCUUCGGGAUACGACGUCCUGAACAAUACAGUGCGAGCUUCUCCUACAACUGCAGCAGAAUCAUUAAGUGAACCAAUCUCGUUCAAACGCAAGCAAAAAACUCCGGUUCGAUUCGGUCUAUAUAAUCCAUUUUCUUGGAAUAGUCCUCCAGCUGCCCGUUCUCCUUCCCGCCCAGGAUCAAGUCAAAAUGCCAAUGAAGAGGCCCUACGCGACAUUCCUGCGUCGAGCCCUCCCGGAUCGAGGCAAAACGGGGUCGAUGCAGGCAAUAAAGUUGGAGGCCCGUUGGAUUGGUAUAUCGAAGGCCCAGGGCGAAGAGUAGGAUACGACAACCUUACUGCGAUAGAUUGGAUAUUUGAGUAUACAAAGGAGCGCCAGAGGAUACGACACCUUCGCUCUGGUGGCAAAGGCGUUCUGGGGCAUCUUCGGCAACUAUUAGAUGCUGGUCAUGUGUGGGCAGUCUUGAUCGCCACUGGAAUCGUGGUAGGCGUCCUGGCAGCCUGUAUAGAUAUUGCGAGCAGUUGGCUUGGAGAUCUUAAAGUUGGUUUUUGUCAAAGCGGAGAAGAAGGGGGACGAUUUUACCUCAAUAAAAGCUUCUGCUGCUGGGGCUAUGAAGACUUGUCCCAGUGUCGGCAUUGGACUCCAUGGAGCAAAGCAUUGCACGUGGGUUCGAAAGGUGGAGGUUAUGUCGUCGAGUAUAUCUUCUUUACUUUUUAUUCUAUUCUAUUCGCAGGAAUCGCAAGCUUCCUUGUCACGUCCUACGCAAUCCAUGCCAAACACAGCGGGAUUCCCGAAAUUAAAACCGUCCUUGGUGGUUUCGUCAUUGAAAACUUUAUGGGAAUAUGGACAUUGAUGAUAAAGUCACUUGGCUUGUGUCUCUCAGUGGCUUCCGGAAUGUGGCUCGGAAAAGAAGGCCCAUUAGUGCAUGUUGCAUGCUGCUGUGCGAACAUCAUCAUGAAGCCGUUGGAUAGCCUAAACCAUAAUGAAGCCAGGAAACGCGAAGUCCUCUCGGCUGCCGCUGCAGCAGGCAUUUCAGUUGCAUUUGGGUCUCCCAUCGGAGGAGUCCUGUUUAGUUUAGAGCAACUAUCAUACUACUUUCCGGACAAAACAAUGUGGCAAAGUUUUGUUUGUGCCAUGGUGGCUGCUGUGACGCUCCAUGCCUUAGACCCCUUCCGAACGGGAAAAAUCGUCCUCUACCAGGUUGAGCAUUCUCAAGGCUUCCAUCGCUUCGAGAUAUUCCCAUUUAUCUUCCUUGGAAUAUUGGGCGGCCUUUACGGAGGCCUUUUUAUAAAGCUCAACAUGAGAGUUGCCAGAUGGCGCAAGUCUCGCAGAGUUUCCUUCCCGGUGUUGGAAGUCCUAAUAGUUGCUUUAAUCACUGCAGUCGUCAAUUUCCCAAACAUACUAAUGCGGGUGCAAUUAUCCGAGUUAGUCUAUUACCUCUUUGCGGAUUGUAAGGAGAUUCCUAAUAACCCACUCGGCCUUUGCAAAACUGGAGUUUCUUCCCUGGGCGUGGUUGGAUUGCUCCUUUCAGCCGCAGCGCUUGGGUUCUUUCUCGCAAUCUUUACCUUUGGCCUCGAUAUCCCUGCCGGGAUUAUUCUACCCUCUUUAGCAAUCGGUGCACUUUACGGUCGAGCAGUCGGAAUCGUCUUCGAUGUCUGGCAAAAAAAGCACCCGAAGUUCUUUCUUUUCGCAAAUUGCGAGCCAGAUGUCCCCUGUGUUACUCCAGGGAUGUAUGCAAUCAUUGGUGCCGCUUCCGCCCUUGGUGGUGCUACGAGGAUGACAGUCUCGAUCGUCGUCAUUAUGUUCGAAUUAACCGGUGCUUUGAACUACGCGAUCCCGAUAAUGAUCGCUGUCAUGCUGUCUAAGUGGUGCGGCGACACAUUUGGAAAACGAGGUGUCUAUGAAUCCUGGAUCCAUUUGAACGACUACCCGUUCCUUGACCAAAAGGAUGACACUCCGCCACCGGAUAUUCCCGUAAGUCAGGUUAUGACCAAUGUCAACGACCUUACAUUGAUCACAGCUGUGGGGCACACUAUUGAAUCACUUACAAAUCUCCUAAAAACAACAUCUUAUCGCGGGUAUCCUGUGGUCUCGGACACCGCCAACCCCCUCUUACUCGGCUAUAUUUCUCGUAACGAACUCUCCUACGCUUUGAAAACAGCGACCUCACGGACCUCGCAUAAUCUAACCCCUGAAACGCAAGCAUAUUUCUCUCACCAGCCAUUCGCUGAUCCUCUUGAGACCCUUGAUCUCCGACCUUGGAUGGAUCAAACUCCUAUUACGAUGAAUAGCCGUGCAAGUUUCCAAAUCGUUUUAAAUAUGUUUCAAAGGCUCGGCCUACGAUACGUCCUAUUUGUGAAUAGAGGAGUCUUAGAAGGAUUUUUAACGAAAAAGGAUGUAUGGUACAUCCUCGAAGGAGUCAGGAAUCGGAGGAAUGAAGGAUUUGAAGAUGUGGUGCUGGGGGAGGGGCAAACGGAAGAGCAGCAGGGGUUGCUGCAUGCUUCGGCUGACCAUCUUCCCGAGUACAGCCACAUUGAGAGAAGAACUUCGUUGUAAAUAUCCAGCUAUUUGACCGGCUAGUUAGACAUUAAUUUCAUGGACUAUGUAGGUAUGUAUUGGCGCAAAAAAAAAAAAAAAAAAAAAAAAAAAGG
This is a messenger RNA of Coccidioides immitis RS, 2738 nucleotides long. RefSeq names its product chloride channel protein 3. Bases 1 to 2643 code for a protein of 880 amino acids. The record is from RefSeq and is a predicted model, not a curated record. Lineage: Eukaryota; Fungi; Ascomycota; Eurotiomycetes; Onygenales; Onygenaceae. Gene Ontology annotation, molecular function: voltage-gated chloride channel activity. The transcript has 7 exons. Gene Ontology annotation, biological process: transmembrane transport; chloride transport. Gene Ontology annotation, cellular component: membrane; early endosome; Golgi apparatus.